UGUACUGUACUACAGGAUCUCCAGAGUCAUGUCCAUGCUCUAUAGAUAGAUUGGUCUUCUUCACCAAGGAACGCAAACUCCCACAAGCGAACAUCUUGACACCCAGGUGUUGUUUUGAUGAUCAGUAAGAGGGACUCUAGCUGCAGAAAAAAUGACAGACCAGGUUGUGGUUCCUGGUGUGAAGGUGUUGACCAUGGACACCAUGAACCCAAACGUGAAGAAGGUGGAGUAUGCGGUGCGCGGACCAAUUGUUCAGAGAGCUGCGCAGAUCGAAAUGGAACUUCGACAGGGAGUGAAGAAGCCCUUCACUGAAGUGAUUCGAGCAAACAUUGGAGACUGCCAUGCCAUGGGUCAGAAACCCAUCACCUUUUUCAGACAGGUGCUGGCUGUCUGCUUAUAUCCAGAUCUUCUAGAUGACGACAGGUUUCCAGAAGAUGUAAAAAGUCGAGCGCGACGGAUCCUUCAGGCUUGCUCUGGAGGAAGUCUGGGCUCUUACAGCACUAGUCAGGGGAUUGAACUCGUUCGAGAAGAUGUGGCAAAAUACAUUGAGAAGAGAGAUGGAGGGAUCAAAUGCAAUCCAGAUAACAUCUACCUCACCGCUGGAGCCAGUGAUGGCAUUGUGACGAUGCUGAAGCUUCUGGUAUCAGGUGAAGGAUCUUCUCGGACUGGAGUGAUGAUCUCCAUCCCUCAGUACCCGCUCUACUCCGCCGCCCUCGCCGAGCUUGCUGCAGUGCAGAUAAAUUAUUAUCUAGAUGAGGAAACGUGCUGGAGUUUGGACAUCCGAGAGCUGCGGCGUGCGCUGGAGGAGGCGAGGAAACACUGCACGCCUCGAGUCCUGUGUAUCAUUAAUCCCGGAAAUCCAACAGGUCAAGUACAGAGCCGACAGUGCAUCGAGGAUGUGAUCCGCUUCGCCGCUGAGGAAAAUCUCUUUCUAAUGGCAGACGAGGUUUAUCAGGACAACGUGUACGCGGAUGGCUGUGAGUUUCACUCGUUUAAGAAGGUGCUGUUUGAGAUGGGUCCGGAGUACUCAGGUCGAGUAGAGCUCGCCUCGUUUCAUUCCACAUCCAAGUGCUACAUGGGAGAGUGUGGGUUUCGGGGCGGCUACAUGGAGGUGAUGAAUUUGGACCCUGAGGUCAAAGUUCAGCUGACGAAGCUGGUGUCAGUGCGUCUGUGUCCUGCUGUGACUGGACAGGCUUUACUGGAUCUGGUGGUGAAUCCUCCUGAACCGCACGAGCCCUCAUACGAAACCUAUAUUAAGGAGCGCUCAUACACUCUGGCAGAGCUGGCUAAGAAAGCUAGCAUGACGCAGCAGGCUCUUAAUCAGGUCCCGGGGAUCAAGUGUAAUCCGGUCCAGGGAGCCAUGUACACCUUUCCUCGCAUCCAGAUCCCACCUAAAGCCAUCUCUGCAGCACAGGCGAAUGGUCAGUCUCCGGACAUGUUCUACUGCAUGAGCUUACUCGAGGAAAUGGGCAUCUGCCUGGUACCAGGCAGCGGGUUCGGUCAGAAAGACGGAACGUAUCACUUCAGGAUGACAAUCCUUCCUCCGACUCAGAAACUGAAAAUAGUUUUGGAGAAGAUAAAGGAGUUUCAUCAGAGGUUCACGCAGCAGUAUUCGUAAACCCCACGAACGCACACCCAGAGCAAGCGGGACGACUUUGGGACACAUUGGAACUGAACUUUUAAUGUGUCAUCUGGUUCUUAUGUGAUGCUGGUUGUGAUUCUGAAGUGAGUAAGCAUUAAUCAGCAGGGGGGUGAUGUGAACCUACUGUAUAUGUUGGGCAUUAUCUGUGAACCACUGGCGUGACUUUUACUUUAAGAGGCCGGCUAACUUGAGUUUUCAUCAGCGUCGAUAAAUGGUUUUAAAAAAUAAAACAAUGAAUUUUAAAUGUUGUGUUUGUUUUUGUAUUUCAGUAAAAUAUUAUGUGCAUUGUGUUGUUGAUUUCUGGCCGGACGUACGGUAACAUCAUUUUAGAAUGACUUAUUAUAAAAAUAAUUUUUUGAGUGUACAUUUUUUUUUUCCAUUUCUACCCAGUAGUUUGUGCCAUUCAUCAAAGGUGACAAGUAACAAAUUAUAGAUACUCUAUUACUCUAUAUACUGUGCUUAAGUAUUUUUUUUGGUGUAUCUGUACUUUACUUGAGUAUUUUUCAUAUGUGAUACUUAUUACUUUUACUUACUAUAUUUUAAAUAAAGACCUUUAGCUAAGGAUCACACAAAAGUGCAUUGAUUUUCUUAUCUCACACCAUAGCAUAACCUAAAAAACUAUUUAUUAGUUUGUUAACUCUGUCAGAGAGAUAUACUUGUAGGUAUACUUUUACUUCUGAACUUACUACUUCAACCUGAGUAAAAAUU
Messenger RNA from Clarias gariepinus (North African catfish), 2350 nucleotides. RefSeq names its product alanine aminotransferase 2-like. Gene Ontology annotation, biological process: biosynthetic process. Lineage: Eukaryota; Metazoa; Chordata; Actinopteri; Siluriformes; Clariidae. The record is from RefSeq and is a predicted model, not a curated record. The coding region runs from base 152 to 1618 and encodes 488 amino acids. Gene Ontology annotation, molecular function: L-alanine:2-oxoglutarate transaminase activity; pyridoxal phosphate binding. The transcript is spliced from 12 exons.